This is a messenger RNA of Cryphonectria parasitica EP155, 1467 nucleotides long. Its product is annotated as MFS general substrate transporter. The record is from RefSeq and is a predicted model, not a curated record. Gene Ontology annotation, cellular component: membrane. NCBI's taxonomy places the organism in Eukaryota, Fungi, Ascomycota, Sordariomycetes, Diaporthales, Cryphonectriaceae. The coding region runs from base 1 to 1467 and encodes 488 amino acids. Gene Ontology annotation, biological process: transmembrane transport. The transcript is spliced from 3 exons. Gene Ontology annotation, molecular function: transmembrane transporter activity.
AUGGUGUCCCAAGAGGCAUAUGAUGUGAAGCCUGACAGAGGCGGCUCUGACGAUGAGGAAAUAGCCGCGGUCAAUGUGGACGAGACGACAGCGGCAGACUGGAGCGAGGACGAGGAGCGCAAGAUCAAGGUCAAGCUCGAUCUCAUCCUCCUCCCCAUCCUAGGACUGGCCUUCUUCGCUCUGCAGAUGGACAGAGGCAACAUCUCCAACGCCCUGACGAGCACCAUCACGACCGACCUGGGCGUCGACACGAACCAGAUCAACGUCGGCACCGCCCUCCUCUCCCUGGGCAUUGUGCUCCUCGAGAUCCCUUCCAACGUCCUCCUGCAAAAGAUUGGCCCCAAGCACUGGCUCUCGGGCCAGAUCAUCGCUUGGGGCCUCGUCGCCCUUUUCCAGAACUUUAUCACCAACUACGCGGGCUACCUCGUCACGCGCAUCCUGCUAGGCCUCUGCGAAGCCGGCUUCAUCCCUGGUGCCCUGUAUACCAUGUCCACCUGGUAUAAGCGAGACGAGACCAGCCUGCGCGUGUCCAUCUUUUUCCUUGGCAAUCUGCUUGCCGUCGCCCUCACCUCGCUCAUCGGCGCCGGAAUCCUCACCAUGGGCGACCGAUACGGCGUCGCCGGCUGGCGCUGGCUGUUCAUUGUCGAGGGCUGCAUCACUAUCGGCGUGGGCAUCAUCUUCUUCCUCUUCCUUCCGCCGCGCGUUGGCGACGGCCGUCCCUUUAUCAGCUUCGGCCGCUGGUCCUAUUUUGACCAGCGAGAGAGUUAUAUCCUGGUACGCCGCGUGCUCCUCGACGACCCGGCCAAGACCACCAAUCACCUGCACAUCUCGGCCCAUGACAUUACCACCACCCUGCGAAAGCCGCGUAUCCUUAUGCACAUGCUCAUCACCUUGACCGCCACCAUCCCCGUCAACGCCAUCAACACGUAUGGACCCUCCGUCAUCAAGAGUCUCGGGUAUACCACCGUCCAUGCCAACGCCCUCGCCAGCGUGGGACCCUUUAUCGCCGUCGUUAUGGUUAUUGUGCUGGGCUGGUUGUGCGACAAGACGGGUAGAAAAGGCCCCUUUGUUCUCUUCGCGGCUGUGUGGUCCACCAUUGCCUUUUCUUGUCUGCGCGAGGGUACAGCCGAGGACUGGUCGACGGGGAUGAAGUACGCGGCUGUGGUUUUCUCGAUGGCGACCAACUCGGUUGUGCAUAUCCAGAAUGUCGGCUGGCUGUCGGCAAACUGUCAGAGUCCUCAGGAGAGGAGUGUUGCUAUGGCUAUGAUUAUUAUGGCUGCCAACGCAGCAGGUAUCGCUGGAUCCCAGGUCUUCCGUACCGAAGACGCACCACUCUACCUUCACGCCUUCACAGCAUGUCUAGCGCUGACAGGCCUAAGCAUUGUCGAGAUUGUCUUGCAGAGCCUGUGGUACUUCUUUAGCAACAAGAAGCUGGCCAGGGAGGACCACCGGCGCAAAUUAUGUUGA